Molecule: messenger RNA, 2567 nt
Organism: Pelmatolapia mariae (spotted tilapia)
Lineage: Eukaryota; Metazoa; Chordata; Actinopteri; Cichliformes; Cichlidae
Gene: slc25a1b
Product: slc25a1 solute carrier family 25 member 1b
Exons: 9
Coding region: 252-1205 (317 amino acids)
Biological process (GO): mitochondrial citrate transmembrane transport
Cellular component (GO): mitochondrion
Molecular function (GO): citrate secondary active transmembrane transporter activity
Source: RefSeq, a predicted model, not a curated record
AAAUACUGAGUCGACGCUGCCAACCUCUGUAUGGCACGGAGGGAAGUUCCCUGUCAAAAGUACACAGACAUGCACUCUUAGCCAGCAUCAAAAGUCCAAUGUUCAGCACCGCCUGCUCGCCUUUUUAUUUUUUCCGCCGCCGCUGCACUCAACACCCAGACUGCACCAGGACUCACAGCUGGCUGGGUUUGCGGCGAUAGAGGAGGUCCGGAUUGACUUCAAAAAGAAAGUUAGGCCGGGGUACCACAGUCAUGUCUGGACAAAACACAUUUGUCAGCCCGUUUCACAGACCCCAGUGUUUGGCUGCUGCAGCUCCGGCGGGGAAAGCCAAACUUACCCAUCCCGGCAAGGCCAUUUUGGCAGGUGGGAUUGCAGGAGGCAUAGAGAUCUGCAUCACCUUCCCAACAGAAUAUGUUAAAACACAACUGCAGCUAGAUGAAAAGGCCAAUCCUCCUAAAUACAAAGGCAUUGUUGACUGUGUGAAGCAGACAGUGAAAAGUCAUGGUGUGAGGGGUCUUUACAGAGGUCUAAGCUCGCUGGUCUAUGGCUCUAUACCUAAAGCAGCUGUCAGAUUUGGGAUGUUUGAGUUCCUCAGUAAUAAGAUGCGUGAUGAGAGCGGCAAACUAGACAGCAAGCGAGGAUUUUUCUGUGGCCUUGGAGCUGGAGUGGCAGAGGCUGUGGUUGUAGUCUGUCCUAUGGAAACAAUUAAGGUCAAAUUCAUCCAUGAUCAGACAUCAGCAAAUCCAAAGUACAGGGGAUUUUUCCAUGGGGUGAGGGAGAUUAUUAGAUCCCAAGGACUAAAGGGGACUUAUCAAGGGUUAACAGCCACUGUCCUAAAACAAGGCUCAAACCAGGCCAUCCGCUUCUAUGUCAUGACUUCACUAAGAAACUGGUACAAAGGUGAUGACCCCAACAAAGCCAUUAACCCUUUGAUAACUGGACUGUUUGGAGCUAUUGCCGGGGCUGCCAGUGUCUUCGGAAACACUCCCCUGGAUGUCAUUAAGACCAGAAUGCAGGGCCUUGAAGCGCACAAGUACAAAAGCACAGUAGACUGUGCGGUCAAGAUCCUGAAGCAUGAGGGACCACUGGCGUUCUACAAAGGUACUGUGCCUCGGCUGGGUCGGGUGUGUAUGGAUGUCGCAAUAGUCUUCAUUAUCUACGAGGAAGUUGUGAAGCUCCUGAACUUGGUUUGGAAGACGGACUGAAAUCAAGUGGUGCUAAAUAAGCAGGACUGUCAUGACAGGCCAAUCUCCUUAAAUCCUGUUUCUAGGUUCAAAUAUCUACCUCCAAGUGAUUUUUCAGAAAGAAAGAAAGAAAGAAAGGGAUUGGUAUGUUCUUGAUUUAUUUAUAGCACAGCAAUCAGUAGUUGGAACUAUUAUCUAGCAGAAUCACUGCUUACGGAUGCUCUUUUUUAAAAAUUCCACAGAACAUUAUUUCAUCCUGCUCAAUCAGAGAACUGAGAGCGCUCUCAACACAAACAAGGAACUAAAGUUUUUACGUACUGAAUCAAAGACAAACCAGUUACUUACCUAAUGUAAUAUUUAAACUAUAGGUUAAAAAAAUUAUGGGGAGUUGACUCAAAUUCAUUGAAUCAAAAAUUUAAACCCCUUUUAUAUGCAAGUUGUCAGAGAGGUUAGAAACCAUUGUGAGGAUGUGAAAUGCUCCAAAAGCUGCAGGUACAUUAAGAACUGCAUGGCUGAAGUCAAGAUUACAGAGUAACCAGUUGUGGAAGAUGCAGCAUUUCUUUAAAUGAUAAUACACAUGUUCACAUUAUUUAGAAAUGCACAUUUCCAUAAAGAAAGUGUUUGUGGGUAAAUAGGGUUCACUAUUAAGUUGCAGAGAUGUUUUAAAUCAGUUAACUUACUAAUGUCACUAAAAGUGCCUACGUAUAAUUCAUUUUGUGGUGUUUUGCGAAUAAGAAUGAUUAUUUAAUGUUGUCACUAAAGACUAGAAUAAUUUACACACACUGCUCUGUUCCAGUCAGUGUCUAAUAAGUUCAUGUCUUCUAUUAUCCUUCGAACUGUUAGGUUUUUUUUUUCAUGCAUUGAGAAAUGGUGUUAUUAGUGCCUUCCAUCUUAUUCCUUUCUCAUUAACUUUUAAUGCAGUUUUUUUUAUUCUUAACUGUGUAAUAUUAGUUGCCUUUUCUUUUUUAAUCAACUGAUGACCCAAUGUGCCAACUGCUGCUUGAAAAUAUAAUGCCAUGCUAUUAACUGGAGUUCUAGACAUGGAGUCUGGUUGUUUACAUGCAAUGCCUUUAAAUUAGUUUGCUUAUCUUAUCUCUUUGUGGAGGAGACACAAUGUUUACCACAUGUUGCCUUUUUCAGCCUCCCGUUUAACCAGACCCUGCAGGAGCGUCACACUUUGUCACAGAUUUUUUAAAUAUUUCUGGGGUUUUCUUGUUAACAGGUGAAUAUUAUAUGAAUUAUAUAUAUAGUAUAUGAAUUACCCAGGAGUUAAAAGCUGGUAUUGUGCCUUCGAUCUUCUUAAUUCUAAUAUGAAUGCUCAGAAAUAAACAUGGAUCAGACUGUUGGUAUGGUCUUUUUUUCUUUCAAUCCAUCAUCCAAAUU